GGUUUUUAUCAAUUUUUAAUUUUUUAUGAACACCGUGGGUUUUUUAGCUGCAGUCAUUUUGUUACAGCCAAAACAAAAAAUAUUGUUUUACUAAACACACCUUUAUUUUAUGUGUGUUUUUUGAAUUGCUUCUUAUUUGCUUUUUCCCCAUUUUUUGAAGUUUUUCUGAUAUGGUUUCACAGGAGAGGAAAUCCUCAAAACACUCAACAUCAGUUGAAGACCAGAACACAAAAAACAAGCAUAAGACAAAGCUCUCACAACCAUCAACAAAAUCUUCAACUUUGAAGCAACUUCAGUCGAAACGAAAAAUAUCUUCGACCACUGUUAUUACUGAUGCAUAUAAAAAAGAUGUUGUUUUCAGAAAAAAAGUAAAUCAAGUUGGUAUUGAUGCGUUUAAUGAGAAGAGAAAGAGCUGUCCCAGUAAGAGUCAAAGAGCAUCAUUGACAAGUUUAAAGACUGCAGUGUCUGAUGAUUCCUUGUAUUCGUCAUCAAACAAAUCAAAAAAUCCUGUCUUCACUUUCAACAAAAUACAAUCAAUCGACAAACAUAAUGAUGUAAUGGAGGGCAAUUUAAUUGAUUUAAGCCCUCCAUCUAAGGCACUUCCACCAGUGCCGUCUGUUGAAAACAGUUAUAGUUAUGCCGACCUUGAGUUUCGACCUAUGAAUGUUAGAGAAUCUGGAGCUUUUAGUACACCGAUUAAUGAUAGGACAAAAAUUGUUGGUAAACCUCCGCAAGGUGCAUAUAGUUACACACGUGUCAGUUUAAGACCAAUGGCUGUUGGUAUUACAGGUGCAAUUACGACUCCCAUACAAGAUGGUAAGCCAGCUGAAGGUUUAACUUGUAACACCUCAACUCAACAUAUUGAAACAGGUGGGGAUUUGUAUGCAGUGUUGGACAAAGAUACGCAAAAAAAAGACUACCAGUCUAUGGGUUAUGAUUCUGUUGUAAUUACAAAACCUGCCACAAAUACGAAUGUUCAGGAUUUAUAUGCUGCUAUUGACUAUUCAAAUAAAAGACGGCCUUCUGCAGAAGAUGUGCUGACACAAAGUAAUGGAUUUGAUCCAGAUAUUAGAAUUAGAAAUGGUAGCAGGAGAGUCAGUGAUGGGUUAAUAAAUACACCAUAUUUUAACCAUGGAAGAAAACCACCUCCUAUUCCUAGACCAUAUGAUUCUGAUCGAAAGCCAAGCUUACCACCUCAUCCAGAAGAACCUUCAGCUAUAUCUGCAGGGAUGAGGCAACGUUUAGAUUCUUUUAAUCGUAAUUCAGUUUCCACUGAAGAUAUGUUAGGCUCGUGUGCUGCUAAAAAUUCAGGGAUGACUGACUCGUCAAUGUACGAGACUACAGAUUUUUACCAAAGGACAUUAUUACCAGAACCCGAAAGACUCUCAAAAUCUCAUAACGCAGAAAAUUUAAACGAAAUUCGAAAAUUCAAAAAACAGCACCGUCGUAUGAAAUCACACGAAACCGUGGGUAGUAAGUUUUUUCAAGAGCUUAACGAAUCAAGGACGUCAAAUAUGUCCCCUAGUAACUCAUCAUCUUCACUAUCAACCUCGAAGGAGAGUGAAGAUGAUUUGUUGAGUGAUGGAGCGCAUUCAAUUGACAUGAAUGAGGUUAUUAGGAAGGCUAAUGCACUGGGUACUGAUGAACUGCCAGAAGGUUGGCAAGAAGUUAGUGAUGGACCAGAAACUUAUUAUUGGCAUAUUUGGACGGGAACGAUACAAUAUGAAAGACCAGUCGUAUCUACAACGCCUAGCUCUUUGUCUCGGUCAGAUUCACCAUUCUCUGGUCAUGGAUCUAGAUCUUCCAGCGUUUCAGAUGUAAUCGAUGACAAGAACUUAAAAAAUCCAUCACCACGGCCAGACACACCAGAUAAAGCUAAGCAAAUCAUCAGCUUCCCUGUACAUUCGAUGGGUUGGAUGGAUGUCGAUGAAGAAUAUAUGGGACCAAAAAUUAUUGGUGACACCGUCAAUAACUGCAUCAUAACGCUAGCAGAAAAACGUCAUGAUCUGUGGAACACCGCUGAAACGUGGGCCGAGGGUGCUGAUAUCAAGUUGAUUUUAGAAGGACAGACAUUAAAACUUGUUGAGCCCACUAGCCAAAGUGUUCUACAUGUGCAGCCUAUCGCCAAAAUGAGAGUAUGGGGUGUUGGAAGAGUCGAAUCAAGAGAUUUUGCCUACAUCGCGCGAGACCAAAGUACAGGCAAACAUCGUUGCCAUAUGUUCCGGUGCCAUGGCAACGUGUCAGGACGUUCAAUAACUAAUGCGUUGCAAGCUAUCUGUAAUCGUGUUUUGGAUGAAAAAAGACGAGCGAAAUCUAGAAGUGAAAGUCCGUCAGUUCGAGUAUCAGAUCUAUUGAAGCCUCCUCCUAAAACAACAACAAAUUUUAAUGAAAAACCAUACAUGGAACAGAAGAAAUGUUUCACAGCAAAAUAUGUUGGAAGUACUGAAGUUUCCAAAUCGUCAGGUAUUGAUGUAAUAAACAAGGUUGUGGAGAGGUUUUCAGAAAAAGAGACCUCAGCCGACUGGUCUUCUGUCCUUGUUGAGGUGACCACAUCGGAAAUCAAAACGAUUGAUUGCGUUAAACAACAGACAUCGAUGGAACAUAGAGUUCGUUUUAUAUCCUUUCUGGGUGUUGCACAUGAUGAAAGAUUUGGAGCCUACAUAGUUGCUGUAUCAAAGGAAAGUUUCGUUUGUCACGUUUUCUUUUGCGCUCCCCAUGCUGGUACGUUGACGAAAGCAAUCGAAGAAGCGUGCAAGCUUCGUUUUGAAAAAAUGCUAGACGGUAAAUUACAUAGAGGUUCUCAACAAGCAGAAACGCCGAUACAAAAACCAGUAGCGCCAUCAAUUCAACAACCGUCGAACAUUUCGUCUUCACCGCGGGGAAGCGUGAAAGAGAAGACGAAAUUUCUGACAUCUAGUAUUGCUGGAGUUUUCAAUAAAUUAAAUAAAAAAGACAACAAAAAAAAGGAUGAUGAGAGUCUGCAAGGUUCUGGACCUGUCAGUCUAAUUCCUGGUCCGAAUGAACAUCUUGUUAAGUAUUUUGGAUCGGUUGCCGUGGACAUUGGCACUGGUGUUGAAACUGUACAGAAUGCUGUAAAAGAAUUGGCUGGAGGUGAUAUGAUGAUUGGAUACCUGGAGAUCCAAUCAGAUUGUAUUACGUUAUCAGAUUCGCAGCGUACUGCGCUAUCGAAACGCAUAUUUGAUCUAAAUACGAUAAGUUACUGUGGAAUGACGAGUGACAGAAAACACUUUGGAAUGAUCGUGUCACGCGGGAAGGGGAAAUAUACCUGCCACGUGUUUCAAGAGUACAAGCCGAACCUUGGUAAUAUUGUCAACGCUAUACACGAAGUUUUGUAAUUUAUUUAAAAUGAGUUAUCCACAACUUUUAGUUUUAUAAAAGCUUUUUUUAUAAAUAGUUAAUGUUGAGUUGUUACUAAAAUUUAUUUUUUUUGAAUAUUUUACAAAAUGCAUUCUUGUUCGUGUUUCUUUUUUUCACAAUAUUUCUUUUUUCUUUUCAUUAUUUAUUCUGCAUCUUCUUUGAAGGCAUCUUCAUCGAAGAAGGGACUCUGAUAAAAAAAAAUUCUUUUAGUGAGAUGAAAGUUUCACAUGUCUCUCUUUCGAAAUAAAUUUUUAAAAGAAGAUUAUUUGAAGCUCGUAUAGAUUUGACUAUUAAGAAUCACGAGCCUUAUACCAAGAGUUUUAAUUCUGAUCACAAAAAAUGAUAUAGUCGUGGCGCAUUCUUCCAACUUAAUUUUUGUAGCUAGUUUUUUCCUCAAUAUAUAUAGAGAGAAUUAAAAUAUAUUUUUUAAGAAAAACUAUUCAUUCCAUUAAGAAAGAUAAUAUAUUGAUUUUGGAGUUUCGUGUAAAUUUAGUACUAAAUCUUUGUUUAUAUACUGCAAGUCCUGAGGAACUUGUAUUAUUUGUUGUUGUUGUAGUUUUCUCUUUUUAUUUUUUUUUAUUUUUUAUGGUAAAGAAUGUAAAUUAUUUUUAGAAAAAAAGUGUUCGCUAGUCGAACAAUUCUGAUU
Messenger RNA from Hydractinia symbiolongicarpus, 4024 nucleotides. RefSeq lists its product as uncharacterized. NCBI's taxonomy places the organism in Eukaryota, Metazoa, Cnidaria, Hydrozoa, Anthoathecata, Hydractiniidae. The coding region runs from base 171 to 3356 and encodes 1061 amino acids. Gene Ontology annotation, molecular function: amyloid-beta binding; transcription factor binding. The record is from RefSeq and is a predicted model, not a curated record. Gene Ontology annotation, biological process: regulation of DNA-templated transcription. The transcript has 20 exons. Gene Ontology annotation, cellular component: nucleus; cytoplasm.